Messenger RNA from Drosophila erecta, 610 nucleotides. RefSeq lists its product as uncharacterized. Bases 129 to 536 code for a protein of 135 amino acids. Gene Ontology annotation, biological process: mitochondrial respirasome assembly. The transcript is spliced from 3 exons. Lineage: Eukaryota; Metazoa; Arthropoda; Insecta; Diptera; Drosophilidae. The record is from RefSeq and is a predicted model, not a curated record.
CAGUAUUUUGUUAUCGGAAACACAGGCGCUUGGGAUUUUCAUACGCCAAAACGCGUUAGUCAUUUGAUAGUGAAAAAAUUAAUUAACAAAAUAAUUUAAAGUGAUUUGGGUCAGAUCUGAAUUAAGUUAUGGCCACGAAAACAAGUACCAUUGAGCGCAACGGCCACUCGGCCAAAACCUCCACAUUGCGGGAAGUUUGCGCGCGCGCCAUCACAAAAUCGGAGUGGGAGGACAAGGAGGAGUUCCUUGACGUCAUAUACUGGUCGCGCCAGGUGUUUGGCAUCUUUCUGGGCGUCAUCUGGGGCAUUGUUCCGCUAAAGGGCUUUCUGGGCCUCGUACUAUUCGCCGGCAUCAGUUGCGGGAUUGUCUAUCUGUACGCCAUCAACUUUCAAAACGUUGACGAGGACGCCUACGGAGGAGUUUGGGAGCUGAUUAAGGAAGGGUUCAUGACGUCGUUCGCCGGAUUUCUGGUCACGUGGAUCAUCUUCUACACCGGCUUGCACUACGACGACAUAAUGGCGGCGAAAGGAUCUUAAUAACAGUCCCCAGCAAUACUAGAAUCCAGGAGCCAGGUCCACGCCACGCCACUUUCUCCACAUAACACAGUAGC